Coregonus sp. 'balchen' is the source of this 514-nucleotide messenger RNA. The record is from the annotation of a GenBank genome assembly. Lineage: Eukaryota; Metazoa; Chordata; Actinopteri; Salmoniformes; Salmonidae.
CAACCAAACCAUCCCACUGCCCAGGCACCACAUUCAGCCAUGGAUGCUCCGGCUACCAGGGCGGCUCUGCAACAGCAGUGGAGGUGGGAACUGAAUUCCACAAACAUCAUGCUGAACGUGCGCUUCGCAGGCUAUAUCGGACAUUUUCAGACACUGGAACAGAGGAAUGCCCAACUGCAGGUGGAACUGGAUGAUCUGAAGGGCAGAUACAAGGGAGGGCCCAGCGGCAUCGGGGAAGAGUACAGGCUCAAACUCAAGGAAAUAAGGGAUCUGAUUGAGGCACUGACCCAGGAGAAGGGUCGAGGUGGACAUCGAGAGGGGCUACAUCGAGGAGGAGGUGGAGGAGCUGGCUCUGUGGGACGAGGCGGAGAUGAUCCUGACGGAGUUCCAGCAGAAUGUGGACAACACCAUGCUGCAGAGGGCCGACCUGGAGUGGCGCGUAGAGAAGCUGAUGGCCGAGAUCCAAUUCCUCAAGAAGCUCCAUGACAAGGAGGUGGCCGACCUCCUCAAGUAG